GAGGUGGGGCUCGUCAGGGUGCCGCCUCUCCUCUUUCCCGGAGCCAGAGAAAAGAGGGAGGAAAACUUCUUCCUGCCCAGGGCCCCUGGGUUUCUUCUUCUGUCUGCCCACUGCACCCGGGCCGUGUCUGGGUGCCAGGCUCCUUUCCCCCACCCCCACCCCGUGCCCGCCAUGGCCAAAGCCUACGACCACCUCUUCAAAUUGCUGCUGAUUGGGGACUCGGGGGUGGGCAAGACUUGUCUGAUCAUUCGAUUUGCCGAGGACAACUUCAACAGCACUUACAUCUCCACCAUUGGAAUUGACUUCAAGAUCAGAACUGUGGACAUUGAAGGGAAGAAAAUAAAACUUCAAGUUUGGGACACGGCAGGACAAGAGAGAUUCAAGACUAUCACUACUGCCUACUACCGUGGGGCCAUGGGUAUUAUCCUUGUCUAUGAUAUCACAGAUGAGAAAUCCUUUGAGAACAUUCAAAACUGGAUGAAAAGCAUCAAGGAGAAUGCCUCAGCAGGUGUGGAACGCCUUCUGUUGGGAAAUAAGUGUGACAUGGAGGUGAAGAGGAAGGUGCAGAGGGAACAGGCGGAGAAGCUGGCCCGAGAACAUGGAAUCCGAUUCUUUGAGACUAGUGCUAAGUCAAGCCUGAAUGUGGAUGAGGCCUUCAGUUCUCUGGCCCGGGACAUACUGCUCAAGUCAAGUCGGAGAUCAGGCAACAGCAACAAGGUCCCCCCAACUACUGAUCUGAAGAGCUGUGAGAAGAAGAGUGGUACCAAGUGCUCCUUGGGUUAAUAGCUGCUGAUGACCCCAGUCCAGGACCCAAGUCUUCCCAGCCCCUGGUCCAGAGGCUGGGCCUGCUGGAUUUCAGGGAGAGGGAGGGAAAAAGAAGGAAAAAGGAAGAGGAGUUGUCUAGGGGACUGAGAGAUUUGGGAGAGGAAGGAGGAGGAGGGACAGAGAGAGAGAGAGAGAGAGAGAGAGAUUGGGAGAGAGAGAGAGGAAAAGGGAGAAAAAUGUUAGAAAGGUAACCAAAAAGAAGGGCAACUGGAAAGUGAGACUGUGAGAGGUAUGAACAAAGGAGGUGAGAGAAGGGAAUGGGGAAAGUGAAAUGAGGAGAGAUGCCCCCAGGGUAGGGAUAUCCUUCCUGACCCCUUCUCCUUCCUCUCCUCCAAAUCUCCAGCACAAACACUAAGUGUAUAUACAUAGAUUUCCUUCUGUUACUGGGUCAUCCCCUGGGCUCUGGGUGGGGAUAGGGAGCUUAGCUGGCUUAGCUCAGUCCUCUCUCUCCCUCUGCACUCCCUCCCCAAAAAUGGGGGAGUGGGGACUCUGUCUUAUCACUCUAAGCCUGAAAGGUCUUUCUUAGCAUUAAAGACCAACGUUUGCACAAA
Molecule: messenger RNA, 1376 nt
Organism: Trichosurus vulpecula (common brushtail)
Lineage: Eukaryota; Metazoa; Chordata; Mammalia; Diprotodontia; Phalangeridae
Gene: RAB13
Product: RAB13, member RAS oncogene family
Exons: 8
Coding region: 172-783 (203 amino acids)
Biological process (GO): protein localization to plasma membrane; cellular response to insulin stimulus; protein secretion
Cellular component (GO): synaptic vesicle; trans-Golgi network transport vesicle; endosome
Molecular function (GO): GTPase activity; GTP binding
Source: RefSeq, a predicted model, not a curated record